Molecule: messenger RNA, 4314 nt
Organism: Taeniopygia guttata (zebra finch)
Lineage: Eukaryota; Metazoa; Chordata; Aves; Passeriformes; Estrildidae
Gene: NACAD
Product: NAC alpha domain containing
Cellular component (GO): nascent polypeptide-associated complex
Source: RefSeq, a predicted model, not a curated record
GCCGCCGCAGCCGCGUCCGCCCCGCCGAGCCCAGCGGGGGGAGCGGGGCCGGGGCGGGCCGAGCCCCGAGAAGCCCCAAAAACCGCCCGCGGCGGCGGCUCCGAGCCGCGGAACGGGAUGCCGGAGGGAGCGGAGGCAGCCCCCCCGCCGAUGCCCGGGACCCCCCCGCCGAUGCCGGCCAAGGACGAGGCGCGCCCCCCGCCCGAGGGGGCGAGCUGUGAGCCCGGCCCCGCCGCCGCCGCGCCCCCCGGUUCCCCGUGCCGGCCGCCGCGGGGCGCGGAGCCGCUGCACACCCGCAUCGUGAUGGGGGAGGAGACGCGCAGCCCCCCGCCCGAGCCCCGGGGGGCGCCCCCCGUGCCUUGUCCCUUCCCCGCGCCCCCCAAAGAGCCGCCCCCGGGCCGCCCCCCGCCGCUGGACCCCGAACUAUUCUUCACCGCCCCCUCCACGCCGGUGCGGGCGGGGGGGGCGCGGCCGCCGCCCCCCGAGGAGCCGCCCACGGACGGGGACAGCGAGGGGCUCUGCUCGCCCCCCACGUCCCCCUCGGGCUCCUACAGGACGGCCGAGGGCGGCAGUUGGGGCUCCUCGGGCACCGCCAGCACCUCCCCGUCCUGCUCCCCCAACCUGGGGGAGGGCGAGGCCGAAGGCCUGGGGGGGGCCGAGGGGCUGGGGGGGGCCCUGCUGCUGCCCCCCGGCCUGGGGGACCCCCCGGCCUUCCCCCCGCUGUCCCCCGAGGAGGAGGAUGAGGAUGAUGAUGAUGAGGACGGUCCCUUCGCCCCGCCGGGCUGCGCGGAUGAUGAGGAGGAGGAGGAUGAGGAUGGGCAGACCCCGGAGGAGGAUGAGGAUGAUGAGGAUGAGGAGGAAGGCUCGGGGCUGAUCCCGGCGGCGCUGCUCCCGUUCCGCGGCAGUCUCCUCUUCCAGGCCGAGGCCGUGGAGAUCUCACCGCGGGUCCCCACUGAGGAGGAGGAGGAGGAUGAAGAUGAAGGCAGCACCUCGGCGUCCUUCCUGCGCUCGCUGUCCGAGAGCUCCAUCCCCGAGGGGGGGGACGAGACCUUCGCCUUCCGCGACGACACCGACGCCUCCUCGGACUCGGCCGCCUACGACGGGGACGAGGACGAGCGGCUCUACGGCCGCGAGCGACACGCGGGGACCCCACCCGGGACCCCCCCGGCCUCCCCCGGGCCCGCCGGGGUCGAGCUCCACCUCCGUGCCGGGUCCCCGGGCCACCCCGAGCCGGCUCCGGGACCCGUGGGGACACCCCCGGCACUGGACGGGACCGCCGCUGUCACCGUCACCAGGACCGCCGCUGUCACCGGGGCCGGGGCGCGACCCCCGCCCGAGCCCCCCGAGGAGGUGGCGGGACGGGGAAGGUGCCCGGAGCUGGCAGGGACCCACCCUGUCCCCCCGUCCCCCGUGCUCUGUGCCCGGGAGCCCCAGGAUGGCCCCGGGGGUGACAAUGAUGGUGACAGUGAUGGUGACAAUGACCUUGAGCUCAGCGCUGGGACAGCGGGCAGCGCUGACAGCCACAGCCAGAUGGACUCUGCAGCCACCGGCCUGGGGACACUGGUGACACCGACCCCCCUGGAUGAGAUGGACACGGUGACCACUGCCCUGGUGACACCAGUGACACCCAGCCUGAUGGACACGGUGACCACUGCCCUGGUGACACCAGUGACACCCAGCCUGAUGGACACGGUGACCACUGCCCUGGUGACACCGGUGGCACCGACCCCCCUGGAUGAGAUGGACGCUGCGGCCACCAGCCCGGUGACACCCAGCCCGCCUGACGAGCCGGACACUGCGGCCACUGACACGGUGACACCAGGGACACCAACCCCGCUGGAUGCUGCAGCCCCUGAUGUCGUGGAGUUGGUGACAGCGAGCCCACCAGAUGAGCCGGACACUGUGGCCAUGGACCUGGUGACACCGAGCCCACCACAUGAGCUGGACACCAUGGUCACAAAUCUGGUGACACCAGUGACACCGAGCCCACCAGAUGAGCCGGAUGCCGUGGCCAUGGACCUGGUGACACCAGUGACACCCAAGCCCCCAGAUGAGCCGGACACCAUGGCCAUGGACCUGGUGACACCAGUGACACCGAGCCCACCAGAUGAGCUGGACACCGUGGCCAUGGACCUGGUGACACCGGUGACAGCGAGCCCCCCAGAUGAGCCUGACACUGUGGCCACCAGCCUGGUGACACCGGUGACAGCGAGCCCACCACAUGAGCUGAACACCGUGGCCACAGAUCUGGUGACACCAACCCCCCUGGUGACACCGAGCCCCCCAGAUGAACUGGACACUGUGGUCACCAGCCUGGUGACACCAAUGACAAGAAGCCCACCACAUGAGCUGGACAGUGUGGCCACAGAUCUGGUGACACCAGUGACACUGAGCCCACCACAUGAGCCGGACACUGUGGCCACCAGCCUGGUGACACCGACCCCACCACAUGAGCUGGCUAUCACGACCACCGAGCCGGUGACACCGGUGACACCGAGCCUGCUGGACAAGAUGGAAGUUAUGGACACUGUCCUGGUGACACCAGUGACAUCCCCCCUGAAGGAUGCUGCGGCCACCGACUUGGUGACAUCAGUGCCACCUGCCCUGCUGGCCACUGAGGCCACCAGCCUGGUGCCACCAGUGCCACCUGCCCUGACGGCCACCACGGACGCUGCCCCGGUGACCCCGAGUGCGAUGGACACCGCGGACACGGAACCGGUGACAUCGGUGACCUCCGAGCAUGUGACGGCCACCGUGACCCCCGGCCCGGUGGCCCCCAGCCCCCCGGCUGCUGUCCCUGCCCCGUGUCCCCCUGCCCGGGCCGGGGUGGCCCCGGCUGUCCCCCCGUGUCCCCUGGCAGGGGCGACGCUGUCGCAGCCCCCCGGGGAUGUCCCCGAGGGGUCGGGGGACGCUGCCUCCGGUUUUGUCCCCGGUACCGGAGCGGCCCCGCCGAGCCCCGCCGGGCCCCGCGGGGACCCCGAGGAGGAGGAGGAGGAGGAGGAAGAAGAGGAUGAAGAUGCGCCCCCCGCGCCCCCCUCGCCGCGGUUCACGGCCUCGGAGCGGGAGGUGUUUGUGGGGACCCCCCCCGAACUGCUCCCACCACCCGGUGCCUUUUCGGGGCGCGGGGCCGGGCCGGGGGUCACCGCCCCGCUCCGGGGGUCCCCGGGGGUCCUGCCCGCCGCCCCCCGGCCGGGCCCCGAGCCCCCCGGCCCCGAUGCCAAAGUCCCCCCGAGCCCCCCCGAGGCGCAGGAGGAAGAGGAGGCGGCGGGGGGGGUCGCUCCCAGCCCCCCGCCCGCUGUGGGGGCUCAGCCGGGGUCCCCCCGCCCUGCGCCCCCCAACCCUGCGCCCCCCAAACUCAGCCAAGUGCCUCCUCCUGCCCCGGCCCCCCCGGGGCUGCCCCUCUCCAGGACGCACCUCGAAGCCCCCCAGCGCUCCCCGCAGAAGGAGCCGGAGCCCCGGGCCCGGGCGGGGGUCCCGGGGGCUGGGGGGGGCCGGGCGCCCCCCCGGGGGUCUCUGCAGUCCGAGUCGAGCUCGUCCAGCGAGGCCGAGACCCCCCAGCCCCCCCCGGCCCCCCAGCGCUGCCAGCCCAACCACCGAGGGUCCGGGAACGAGUCCGAGAGCAACGACGAGUCCAUCCCGGAGCUGGAGGAGCCCGAGGGCUCAGAGCUGCCCCCUGCCCAGCCCCAGGUGCCCCUGGGCCAGGCGCUGGGCCCCGCCGAGGAACCGCUCAGCAAAGCCAAGCAGAGCCGCAGCGAGAAGAAGGCCCGCAAGGCCAUGUCCAAGCUGGGGCUGCGGCAGAUCCACGGCGUCACCCGCAUCACCAUCCGCAAAUCCAAGAACAUCCUCUUCGUCAUCUCCAAACCCGACGUCUUCAAGAGCCCCGCCUCGGACAUCUACAUCGUCUUUGGGGAGGCCAAGAUCGAGGACCUGUCCCAGCAAGUGCACAAGGCGGCGGCUGAGAAGUUCAAGGUGCCCCUGGAGCACCCGGCGCUGGUGCCCGACGCUGCUCCUGCCCUGGCCAUCAAGGAGGAGAGCGAGGAGGAGGAGGAGGUGGACGAGACGGGGCUGGAGGUGCGGGACAUCGAGCUGGUGAUGGCCCAGGCCAACGUGUCCCGGCCCAAGGCCGUGCGGGCCCUGCGGCACAACAACAACGACAUCGUCAACGCCAUCAUGGAACUGACCAUGUAGCAGCCGGGGGUGUCCUGGCCCCCUGUAUAGAUGCACAGAGCCCCCCCAAAUCCUCCCUGCUGCCCCCCACCCUCCUCCUGGCCCCUGGACUGCUCAAUAAAGGCCUCCUGCACCCCUUGGAUCGCA